Meleagris gallopavo (turkey) is the source of this 954-nucleotide messenger RNA. NCBI's taxonomy places the organism in Eukaryota, Metazoa, Chordata, Aves, Galliformes, Phasianidae. The record is from RefSeq and is a predicted model, not a curated record.
AUGGAUGGAUAUCCCAUGCAGAUUACCUACUUCUGGAGGGGGCUGCCUCCCAGCAUUGAUGCAGUUUAUGAAAACAGCGAGGGGAAUUUUGUCUUCUUUAAAGUGAAAUUUAAUCUGUUCAAUCUUUCUGUUUCUUUCAGCAUUAAGAACGUCACUCCAAAAGUAGGUGAUGCUGAAACCCGUAAAGCCAUUCGCCGUGCCUUUGAUGUGUGGCAGAAUGUAACUCCUCUAACAUUUGAAGAAGUUCCGUAUAUUGAAUUAGAAAAUGGCAAGAGAGACGUGGAUAUUACAAUCAUUUUUGCAUCAGGUUUUCACGGAGACAGUUCUCCCUUUGAUGGGGAGGGAGGAUUUUUGGCCCAUGCAUAUUUCCCUGGGCCAGGAAUUGGGGGAGACACUCAUUUUGACUCAGAUGAGCCAUGGACUUUGGGAAAUCCUAAUCAUGAUGGAAAUGAUCUGUUUCUAGUUGCUGUGCACGAACUGGGACAUGCUCUGGGCUUGGAGCACUCUAAUGAUCCCACAGCAAUUAUGGCUCCAUUUUAUCAGUAUAUGGAAACUGACAACUUCAGACUACCUAAUGAUGAUUUACAGGGCAUCCAGAAGAUAUAUGGUCCACCUGACAGGAUCCCACCACCAACAAGACCUCUGCCAACAGUGCCACCUCAUCGUUCGAUCCCUCCAGCAGACCCACGGAAAAAUGACAGACAACCUAAGCCUCCCCGGCCACCCACUGGUGACAAACCUUCCUAUCCUGGGGCCAAACCUAACAUCUGUGAUGGGAACUUCAACACUUUGGCUAUUCUUCGCAGGGAAAUGUUUGUUUUCAAGGUAGGAGGCUGUGAAUUUUUCAGUGUUACUUCAAAGAGGAUGUUUCAGAGUGGUGAAAGGCCUCUCAAACUUACUGAGCAGUUUUCUGUGCCCUUAGCACUUAAACAGAAUGUCAUGGAGCGUUACUGA